UUAUGCGUCCAAAUAUAUGUGAAAUAGCAUUUAUGAUGAGGAAUAACAGUAAAACUCGCUAUGCAUAAACGAAAAUGUCUCUUUGAAAUAAUUAAAAAACUUACAAAAAGACACGAAAAUGACAACGAAGUGCGCUCAAGUGACACCAAGUCAGUCACCAGCAACAACACCCCAAUAAACCUUGCAAAUGCAUGCGUUUUAAGAAAAGAAAAUAAAUUGGUGACAAAACAGCAAAAGCAUUGCAAAAGCGACCACAGCAAUCAUUUAAACAUUUACUGCGUGCAACAUUGCGUGGCAAAAGUAAUUUUCUUCAAUAAUUGAAGCCCGCGCAUCCAAGUAACCAUAAGAAAUUCAGUCUUGCAUGUGGAGCGAUUGCGGUUAGAUCGUGAAAUUUUUGGAUUUCAUAUACUAGGCUAGCAGCCGGAGGACUGUAGAAGAAAAUUUAAAAAUGCGCUGUAAAAAAAUUGGUUGCUUGCAAAUCCUUUGCCUUAUACUUCUUGUCCGUGCAAGCGAGCACAACGAACCGACGAAGCAGCUUAACAAACGCGGCGUUGCAGAAAAUCUUGGCCAGGGUUUAAAGUUCGCAGGUCAAAUGUUUGGCAUCAACACAGCCGCCGAUGUGGCAAAUCUAGUGGCGAUGGCAUUUGGCAAUAAAAAGCCAGACUUGAUGUCACUAUUUCAACAGAAGCAAACCAACGCUGCUGAGGCCGAUAGUGAAUCGGAUGCAUCGCAACAGGACACAGGCUCGCAGGAGCAGCAGCCAUCGAAUGUAAAGCACAGGCAUCGUUACAAACAACAGCAGCAGCAGCAGCAGCAGCAGCAACAACAAGAGACGGAUGAGAGUGACGAGCAGUCAAGAGAACCGCUCAGUAAUUCAGAAUUCAGCACCAGUCGAUUCGUUACAGGCGUAUUGCGCAUGAUUGGCUUCGACGCUACCAAAUUGGGUGCACUGGCAAUAAAUGCAUUAAUUAUGAUUGCGCAGGCGAUUGGUAAUGCAUUUACGGCGCCAACACAUACCAGCGCUGGCUACACACCAUCCCCGACGACACCGUACGAUGACGAGGACGAAGGCGUACGCCCAGAAGCCCAACGGAAUGGGGAGCAGGAUGGACAUCAACCGCGUGCCUUACGUGAGGGUACGCCAAUCGAUUGGUAUCUAGAGAAUCCGAAUGAGGGUAUGCGUCGCACCUUGAACGAUGCAUUGGAUACGCAACUAACAGAGCGCAUCACUGAAAUGAUUGAGAAUGUGGAACAGCAAGAGGGUCGACAGGCUGGUUGCAUUAAGUUGUUGAUGUGUAAGAGUUCGCCAAUUAUUUGGGGCAUGCAACGUUCGGUGAGUGAACGCGUAACGGGCAAGGCGACGACGAACAACACAGUGGAAGAUAAUGCGGAGGGGAAGAAGAAGAAGACGAAACCGAAAAAACUAUUUUCCACUGACGUGUUUUUUGCGCAUUUUCCCACACUUGAGGAGUUUCGUGAGCAUGGCGCUAUCUGUGAGGAACGCUUCGGCAAGCAAUGCAAUGUCGACGAGAAUGAUGAUACA
Molecule: messenger RNA, 1543 nt
Organism: Rhagoletis pomonella (apple maggot)
Lineage: Eukaryota; Metazoa; Arthropoda; Insecta; Diptera; Tephritidae
Product: transcription factor kayak-like
Source: RefSeq, a predicted model, not a curated record